Chelonia mydas (Green sea turtle) is the source of this 5304-nucleotide messenger RNA. RefSeq names its product pseudouridine synthase 7 like (gene PUS7L). The record is from RefSeq and is a predicted model, not a curated record. The coding region runs from base 1608 to 3728 and encodes 706 amino acids. Gene Ontology annotation, molecular function: RNA binding; pseudouridine synthase activity. Gene Ontology annotation, cellular component: nucleus. The transcript is spliced from 9 exons. Gene Ontology annotation, biological process: pseudouridine synthesis. NCBI's taxonomy places the organism in Eukaryota, Metazoa, Chordata, Testudines, Cheloniidae.
CACAUUUUAAUGUAACGUUUUGAUCCGCGCAGGGCUGUUUAUUUGUCUCAGACAGGAAAAUGUCGCCCAGUAAAAAGGCUCUUGCUUCGGUCAGGUGCAGGGCUGCUGUGAAUUAGCCUGCUAAGCACACCCAGGAUAACAGAAAUCUAGUGCAACAGAUGUAGUAGGCAUGGAGUAAAUGCAACAACCGUGGUUUGUUCUGUGUCAGCCUCUUGCCGUGCUGCUCUUUCAUAGGCCAUUCCCCCAUUCCUAUCUUUACUGUGCUUCUGAUUUAGAUUGAUUUUGUAAGCUCCUCAGGGCAGCACUCCUGUAUUUAUCUACCUAUACUCAGCUCUUACAUCACAUGUUUCACUGAAAGCUCUCAAAGCACUUUACAAACAUACAUAAGUGCAAUUACAUAUGAGGAAACUGAGGCACAGAGAGUUUAAGACUAAGAUUACAUGGUGGGUCAGUGGCAAAACCAGGACUGAGCUCAUCGCUCCUGACUCCUAGACCAAUGCCCAAUCUGUUCAGCCACUCUACCUAUUCCACGCAUUUUAAUAAACAAGUUUGCACUCUUGAUGUCCCUCAAACCCCAGUCCCUUCUCCACUCACAUUGGACAAUUGCGAAUUCAUUGUUUCACAAUGUUUGUAAAUCACAGACUCUGGAGAUUAAAAAGACCAGUUAGACCAUCUAGUCCUUCUCCCUGCCAACACAGGAUUGUGCCCAUUUGUGCAUUUAUUACUAUUUGGUCCAGGGAGACUUUAAGUGUGUCAAGCAAUAGGGCUUCCAUGGCUUCUCUCAGGAGCUCUCACUGAGGACAUAAAGAGCUAUGUUAAAUUGUUCUGCAGCAUCGAUCCAAAGCAUUACAGCUUAUAAUAACACUUUACUGUUAGAUUGCAUUUUCUAGCUCUUAAAGGCUCGGAUCCACAAAGUAGGUAUCUAAGCUGUAGGGAUGUAAAAUGUUAGCAUUAGUCUUACCUGUUAACCUGCCUUAACCAUUAACCCUUGGAUGGGCCAGAUCGGCCUUUAAUCGGUUAACCGUUUAAACAAAAUAUUUUUAAUCAUUUAAGCAGUUAACUUUUAAACGGUAUUUACAUCCCUAUUAAGCUGUCCGAUUCCAGGUGGUGAAUGUUCCUGUUUGGGGAUUGCUAAACUGACAUAAGUGCCUUAAAGCAGCUUGGCUGUAGGUGCCUAUCUCUGAGAACGGGGCAGGGCUUAACAUAACAUAUGCCUGUGGUCCGCAUCUCCCAUUCCCUACUUUAGGUAGGGAGCAGCAGUGCUGUCUUUUGUGGAUGGCAUUCUUAGCCACUUAUCUCUCGCCAUACAUUGUACAGAGAGCUAACUGAGGAUCAUGGUGUGUUCCUGUCAUUUUCUAGGUGCUGUGACACUCAGCAUUGCAACACCUAAGUCCGUUUGUGGAUCCGACCCAAAGUGCUUUACAAAAAGGGAGUAGCACCAUUAUCUCAAUUUUUAGAUGGAGAAACUGAGCAGGCAGAGUGCCUUGCUGCAGUGAUUAGGACUGGGAAACAGAUCUGAUUCCCAGACUUGUGUCAAGCCCAGUUCUAGUUGCUAUCCGUGCUCUUGCUGUGAUUUGCACCAUUACUGCAGAAUUCAGCCGUGGGAAAUGUCAGGUGUGUGGCCUCGGGGCAGGACUGGCACCAUGCCGGGUGUGCUGAGCAUGCGGAGCAAUCACAUCGGCUUCCAGGGUAGCGUAAAAACCUCUGCCAGUGACUUUAUCGUCACAGAAAUUGAUACCCUUGGGCGGCUGCUUAGCGAGAGCACAGCCAAGACUCUUCGUGCACUCGGUGACACGCCUGCAGCCCCAGAAAGCUGCUGCCCACAGAGACCCUGCAGGUCCUGUCCAGAGCCUCCGGAGCUGCACAGAGAAGAGGUGCUAGGUCCAUUCAACAGCCCCAGUCAUGCUCCAGAAGAGGGCCUGUCGCCAGCCAAAGGCAGCACAGAGCACAUGGCUGGAACUGCACCCGAAGGUGGGCACCAUGAAGCAGGUACAUUGGACUCCUUGUUAGACGAGUCUGUGAAUGAACUAUUGAAUCAGUUUGCUUGUAACAUAAAAGAUGGGUGGGACUCAGAACAUGAUCCAGCCGCUCAUCCCACCGAGUUCUCACUGGGGCCUGUCCUUGACAAGAGGAAUCGAGCUGAUUUACACAGCGCCAUUAGACAGAAAUUUCCUUUCUUAAUGACUGUUACAAAGAGUAAUGAAAUUAUUGUCAAAGGAAACACUGAUUACAAACAGCUCUGUCAACUAGUGUCUGAGGAGGAAGCAUUUGAUUUUUUAAAAUUUUUAGAUGCAAAACUGGAAAACUCUAAAUUUUCUUUUAAGCCUGAUGGGAAUAAGGAGCACAGAAAGGCAGUCCACCAUUUUGUCAGUCAGAAGUUUGGAAAACUUGUAGAAACAAAGUCUUUUUCUGUGACAGACUUAAAUGGUCAGCAAAAUGUAGCAAUAAUAGUAAGGUUUCGGGAGAAGAGUUUGUCCAGGAAAAGGCCAGCUGCGGAUUGCCAGGAAAAACAAGAUAUUUAUACAGGUUUUACGCUUCAAAAAGAAAAUCUGGAAACACUAGAAGCAAUUAGCUAUUUGUCUUCUGAACUUGGUGUGCUUCCUUCAGACUUCAGUUACACAGGCAUCAAAGACAAAAAGGCCAUCACCUACCAAGCUAUGGUUGUGAAAAAAGUGACUCCUGAGAGGUUGAAAGAAAUUGGAAGCACAAUUGAAAAAAAAGGAAUGAAAGUGUAUAAUAUCCAUUCAGUGUGCCAGCACCUUAGACUUGGUCAGCUGAAGGGGAACCACUUUGAUAUAAUUGUGAGAGAUCUAAAACAUCAAAGCAAUGACUUUUCUGCAGAUCUGAAAGAGAGAAUAUCUGAAGCAAUUGAAAAUGUUAAGACAAAAGGUUUUGUAAACUACUAUGGACCUCAGCGAUUUGGGCAUGGACAGAAUGUUCAGACAGAUCAAAUUGGACUGGCUUUGCUGAAUGAAGAAAUGGUAAAAGCUGUGAAGUUGUUUUUCACACCAGAAGAUACAGAUGAUCCUGUAAACCAGGCAAAGAGAUAUUUUCUUCAAAGUGAUGAUGCAAAGGGAACCCUGGCAAUGUUGCCCGAAUUUAAAGUAAGAGAGAAGAUGUUGCUUCGCGCCUUGAAUCGCUAUGGUUUACACCACGAGGGUUGUACCCGAGGAUGGCUCAGCAUUCCUCAUUCCAUGCGUAUAUUCUACGUUCAUGCAUAUUGCAGUAAAAUUUGGAAUGAAGCUGCAUCUUUUAGGUUUAUGACCUAUGGUUCAAAAGUAAUGGAGGGUGAUCUGGUCCUCUCUGAAGAUAAUGUUGGUGAAAAUUCUUCUCUGAAUGAUAGAGUUCACGUAGUAACUGCUCCAGAAGAGUCAGCUAACAAAUAUGCAAUACACCAAGUGGUUCUUCCAAUGGUUGGACACAGUAUCAAGUAUCCCAAUAAUAAAGUUGGGCAGUGGUACCAUGAAAGGCUUGCUAAGGAUGGGCUGCAGACAUGCAGCUUCAGGGUGUCUGCAUUACAGCUGAACACACCUGGAUGCUACAGACACAUUUUGAAAUAUAUCCACAAUCUGUCAUAUCAUUUCUUAGAGGACAAUGAAAAGGGAAUCAAAACUGAAGAAGACAGUCACCUAAAUGAAUCAAAAGCAUCUCUUCUUUUGUCAUUUGACCUUGAUCCUUCAUGUUAUGCAACUGUUUGUCUGAGGGAAAUAAUGAAAUGUGACCUUUAGAAUGUUCAUAGUAAAAAGUUACAGGAGUAACAUAAUCCAUGGAGGUAUUUUACAUACGUUGCCUAUAAAAUAGGGAAAACAAAUCUUGUUCAUCAUGUACAGUGUAGUUCAGAAAGAAUUAAUGAAUAACUUAGGAUUUUAUUACUUUGUUUUUAAAACUAAAUAUAUAGUCCUGAGUACAUUGGAGCCAAACAGUGCUAAAUUAUAUAUUAUAUCAUAUUUACUUAGCGGAGCCAAGAGCUGCAGGCCUGACUUUUAGCCAGUGAUAUUUGCACAAGCUUUACAACUGCAUGACCAAAGCUGGAUUAUGGAGAAAGGGGAAUAUGGUGAAUGGUCAUUUCCUCCUUGCCUUUUCUGUUGUCAUCUUAAGGGCUAGUUUUAUGCUUGGUGCUGUAUAAGACACACAAAGACAGCUUCUGCCACAACGCGUUUACUGUCUAGUACUAUUUGUCUACUAGGAAAGCUGCCAUACCAGAGUGAAAAUCCAGGCCUGUUGAAACCUUGCUGAGUUCUAUGGCCCAUUCAUCCUCACCUGUUUUCACUAUGCAUAUGAACCCAGAGCUAAAAGGAUAUGUGAUGUGAGUAAUAGUGCUGAGUCAUCUCGCUGAUUAGAGGACAUUUCUUCAAGCCCACAGCGUGAUCGUCUUUCUCAUUCUUGUACUGAGGAAUUGAAGGAAAUGGGUAUUUCGAGACCCAGGAGUGAGUUUGCCAUUAAUACACUUACAGAAGAGUGUUAAUGUUUUUAUUUCAGGCAGUUAAUGUUUUUAUUUUGUUGCUGACCAGACCUGCUCACUGCAUAAGCUUAAGGUUGUGAGGAAAUCUUGCAGUGAUUUGUCACCGGAACCUUGUCAUUAUCACAAUUAAAAGUUAUUUAUAAAAUUCUUCUGUGAAAAAAAUUUGUAAAAAGAUGAUAUUGACAUGAAAGGGGAGAAAACUGAAUAAUAAACUAAGAAGCAAAACUAUCACAAAAGCUUUGAGUUGCAUGUGUUAUAUUUAAUCUGUAGAUGGCACUGUGACUUAAAAAUAACCAGUGGAAGAGAACUACUUUGGCCAUUUUUGAGAGAAGGGAUAUGUAAAUUACAAAUGCUUCAAUUUUGCAUCUGAUGAAGUGAGCUGUAGCUCAGGAAAGCUUAUGCUCAAAUAAAUUUGUUAGUCUCUAAGGUGUCACAAGUCCUCCUUUUCUUUUUGCGAAUGCAGACUAACAUGGCUGCUACUCUGAAACCUGUCAAUUUUUUCACACUCUGGUAAACACAACAUUGAUUUGCUUCUAUCUGUGACCCCAGUCCUACAAUUCUUGCUCAGUCCUUAGCAAGGCAAAAAUUCCAGGGUUGAUUCAUCACUUCUUUAGAUCAGUUUGACAGAAGUGUAAUUCCAGUGAUUUCAAUGGAGGUCUAAAAAUGGUAGUCUGGAAUGAAGGAUCAGGUCCCCACUGUCUUCAGUGAAACUUCAUCUUUGCAAGGCACAAGUAAGCAUUGCAGGAUUUGACACUGAAGUUUCAGGUGGGAAAUAAGCUCUUAUACCAGUAAUAUCUGCAGUGUUAUUGUACACUAAAUAAACUAUUGUGACUAUUGCAACA